Molecule: messenger RNA, 1503 nt
Organism: Histoplasma mississippiense
Lineage: Eukaryota; Fungi; Ascomycota; Eurotiomycetes; Onygenales; Ajellomycetaceae
Exons: 1
Coding region: 1-1503 (500 amino acids)
Source: RefSeq, a predicted model, not a curated record
AUGCGAUCCUUCUUCAAGAAACCAGACUGGGCGAAAUCGGGUAGUGGCCCAGGCCAGUCAGCCGAAUUUUAUCGGCGCUCUGAACAAGUCUACACUGAUAUUAUCUCCAGGGAGCCCGAAGAGGAAGGGGAUGAGGAUGAGGAUGAGGAUGAGGAUGAAGUAGAUGAUAAGCAGGGAAACCGAGCUUUACAAGGCCACCGGUCGCAAGAAACACAGUCGAGGGACUCAAAACGGCGGCGCAUCUCUCGCGAGGAAAGUGCGCCAUCGACUGGUUCUCAAAUCUUGGAUUCUCAUGGACGUGAAAAGCCCGGAGAGGAUCUGGGAGAUAUCAAGCAGAUAACACCUGCAGAAGCCAUGACACAUACGAAAGCCAAUAGUCCACCUAAGAAAAUGAAUAAUGAACCACUUCCAGCAGCAACAGCAGCAGCAGUUGUAGAACUGGAUUCAGGCUCGGAUGAGGAUCCUUUACGAUUGGAUUCAGAAAAAGCGCGAGCCUCUCAGCCACGCAACAAACAGCUAUCAAGCCAUAAUCUUGAUGAUGACAACGAGGAUAGCAAUGAUGGCUUAUAUGAAGAAGAGGAGUAUGCCCAGUUAGCGCGCAAAGCCCGGGAGCGAGCGCGACAACGACUGGCAGCCUCAGCUAACAACUCUGGAUCUGAUACGAAAGCAGCACCGGGAGGAACACGAGCAACUCAAUCCCUUAACCCCAACCACACAAUAACAAAAUCCACCGGCAACACCCCAAACAGACAAAGCCAGCGCAUGGAGCCCAUCGUGAGGAUCCUGAUAACUUCCGACAUACCAAACACCAGUUCGCUCAUCGUCCAGCGACGACUGAACCAGGAUCUUCGCGACGUGCGCCGAGCUUGGUGUAGCCGGCAAGGCUUCGACGACGACAUGACCACUUCCGUCUUUCUGACCUGGAAGGGUAGACGAUUAUUCGACGUGACGACCUGCAAGAGUUUAGGAGUGCAGCAGGAGAAGGAAAAAGGGCUGCUACAACCACUGCCCAUAAGAAACUAUUACGAUGAUGAUGACGACGACGACGACGACCGUAAUUCCGGCCAGGAUGACGGCUCGAUAGAAAUGCACAUGGAAGCCGUGACGGAGAAAUUAUUUGAAGAGAAGAAACGACAGGCGAUCAAGGCAUCGCAGCGAACCUCUGGCGGCAGUGAUGAAGACGAUGACGACGACGACGACGACGACGAUGAUGAUGACAACAAGACGGAUGAAGAUGGCAAGGAUCGAGCAGAAUUAGGAGCUCAAGGUAAACAGGCUGUCCUCCUGUUAACACUUAAAGCCCCCGGUAUCGAACAUCUGAAGAUAAGAGUGAACAACAAAACACAUAUCUCGUCGAUCAUCAGGAGUUUCCGGGAGAAACGAGGAAUUCCUGCCCACUGCGCGGUUGAGUUGCUGUUCGACGGCGCCCAGUUGCAUCCGGAUUCGGUGGUGGGGGACAAUGAUAUGGCGGACCUUGACGCGAUUGAUGUUCGUAUCAAGUGA